AGAAAAAAAAAAAAAAAAAAAAAAAAACCAGAGAAAGUGAGAGAGAGAGAGAGAGAGGGGAAUUGGAUGGAACUGGACAAUAUUCUUCUUCUCCACGUAACCGCCAUACUCGUCUUCGCUCUCUCUCGAUCUAUGCAGCAGUCGCUUCUUGAUCUCAAGAAAGCUAGGGUUUCGGUUUCUCUCAUAUAGUUUUGCUUCGAUUGCAUUCAUGCUUGAUAGUUUGAAUUAAGGUUUUGGCCCUAAAUUUUCUCUGAGUUGAAACAUGGGGGGAAGAACUGUAGUCUCUGACGAUGAAGAUGAUGUUGCAGAGGAGGAAGAAGAGAGGGAAGUUGAAGAAGUUGAUGCAGAAGGUGAUGCUGAAGAAGCAGACGUUGAGGAGAGGAACGAAGACGAAGACGAAGAUGAUGAUGCAGAAGAGGGGCAGGAUGAAUAUGAGAAGGAUGGGUUUAUCGUAGAUGAUGUGGAUGAAGAGGAAGAACAGGAAGAGGAAGAAGAAGAAAGGGAAGACAGUGAUAAAGAGAGGCAAAAGAAGAAGAAGAGGAAAAAGAGAGAAUCAGAGAAGAAUUAUGUUCUUGAUGAAGAUGACUAUGAAUUGCUUCAGGACAACAAUGCUCCGGGUUUCCAGCGCCUGAAACCUGGUAGCAAAAAGUUUAAGCGUUUAAAAAAGGCUGGUAGAGACAGUGAACAGGAAGAGCGAUUUGGAUUUUCUGACGAGGAAGCACUUGAUGAAACUGGUCGGAGUGGGCGAACUGCAGAGGAAAAGCUUAAGCGCAGCUUAUUUGGGGAUGAUGAAGGAGCACCUCUUGAGGAUAUCGCUGAAGAGGAAGAACCACCAGAGGAAGAAGAUGAUGAUGGGGAUAUGGGUGAUGAGGAUGAAAUGGCAGAUUUUAUUGUGCAUGAGGAAGAAGAAUUUGAUGAAAAUGGAGCUCCUGUGAGACGUAAGAAGCCAAAAAGAAAGAAGCUGAGGCAGGCUCCUGGAGUUUCAUCAGCUGCACUGCAGGAAGCUCAUGAUAUAUUUGGUGAUGUUGAAGACCUCUUGGAUCGUCGCAAGAGAAGUCUUGAGAAGGGUAGUAGGCUUGAUGAAGUUGGUGAAUGGAAGGAAAAACGGUUGGAGGAUGAAUUUGAACCAUUCGUCCUUACAGAGAAGUACAUGACUGAGAAGGAUAAUCAGAUAAGAGAAAUUGAUGUGCCAGAGAGAAUACAGUUAUCUGAGGAAAGCACUGGGCCACCUCCAACUGAUGGGCUGAGUAUAGAAGAAGCGAGCAGUUGGAUACACAACCAGCUUCUUACCAAUAUGGUAUCCUUACCUGGGAUGAAGACGCUUACUGAAGGAAGUAAUGAGGAUGGCCUUGAUAUAAUAAAAAGAAUAAGGAAGGAAGACAUUGUAAGGUUUUUGGAGAUGCUGCAUGUGCAGAAGUAUGAUAUUCCUUUUAUUGCUAUGUAUCGGAAAGAGGCUUGCCCAACUCUGUUGGGAGGACCAGUGCAAGAUGAGGCAGAAGGUGGCGAGGGGGAUAAUGCACACAAGAAACCUAGAAUAAAGUGGCACAAGGUCUUGUGGCUCAUCAAGGAUUUAGACCGGAAAUGGCUAGUUCUUCAGAAGCGGAAGAAUGCUCUUCAGUUGUAUUAUAACAAGCGCUAUGAAGAGGAGACUCGUAGGAUAUAUGAUGAAACAAGGCUGUCUUUGAAUCAGCAGCUCUUUGAGUCAAUUACCAAUUCUCUCAAGACUGCUGAAUCAGAAAGAGAGGUUGAUGAUGUUGACUCAAAGUUUAAUCUGCAUUUCCCUCCAGGCGAAGUGGGCGUAGAAGAAGGACAAUUUAAAAGGCCAAAGAGAAAAUCCCUAUACAGUGUAUGUAGUAAGGCUGGUCUUUGGGAGGUUGCCAGCAAGUUCGGUUACAACUCUGAGGAGAUUGGAUUGCAUAUGACUUUAGAAAAAAUGAGAGACAACAUAGACAAUGAUGCAAAAGACACUCCAGAGGAAAUAGCUUCCAAUUUCACAUGUGCAAUGUUUGAAACUCCUCAGGCUGUGCUUAAAGGCGCCAGGCACAUGGCAGCAGUGGAGAUCUGUUGUGAGCCAUGUGUCCGGAAACACGUUCGUAAUACUUAUAUGGCAAAAGCUGUUGUCUCCACAAGUCCUACACCUGCGGGUAAUGCGGCUAUAGAUCCUUUUCAUCAAUUUGCAGGAGUAAAGUGGUUACACGAGAAGCCACUGGUGAAAUUUGAGGAUGCUCAGUGGCUUUUAAUCCAGAAGGCUGAAGAAGAAAAACUCCUGGUGGUAACUAUUAAGUUGCCAGCAUAUGAGCUAAACAAGUUAGUAAGAGAGGCUAAUGAUUCGUAUCUCAGUGAUGGUGUCAGUAAAUCUGCUCAACUUUGGAAUGAGCAGCGCAAGUUGAUCUUGCAAGAUGCGCUCUCCAAUUUUCUUCUUCCUUCCAUGGAGAAGGAAGCUCGUUCACUGUUGACUGCUAGAGCAAAAAACUGGCUGCUUAUGGAAUAUGGGAAGAACUUGUGGAACAAGGUCUCUGUUGCACCAUAUCAACGGAAGGAAAGUGAUAUUGCUGCUGAUGAUGAAGCUGCACCAAGGGUCAUGGCGUGCUGUUGGGGUCCUGGUAAGCCAUCAACUACCUUCGUGAUGUUGGAUUCAUCGGGUGAAGUUCUGGAUGUGUUAUAUACGGGGUCUCUCAGCAUUAAAUCUCAGAAUGCUAAUGAUCAGCAACGGAAGAAAAAUGGCCAACAACGUGUCCUGAAGUUCAUGACCGACCACCAACCACAAGUGGUGGUCCUAGGAGCUGUGAAUUUGUCCUGCACACGGCUGAAGGAUGAUAUUUAUGAGAUUAUCUUUAAGAUGGUGGAGGAAUAUCCCAGAGAUGUUGGUCAAGAGAUGGACAAUUUAGUUGUUGUUUAUGCAGAUGAAUCUCUUCCUCGUCUUUAUGAAAACUCACGGGUUUCUUCAGAUCAGCUACCUGGUCAACCGGGCAUUGUUAAACGUGCUGCAGCUCUUGGGCGUUACCUCCAAAAUCCUUUGGCCAUGGUUGGUACUCUAUGUGGACCAGCAAGGGAGAUUUUAUCGUGGAAGCUCAGCCCUUUAGAGCACUUCUUGACUCCUGAUGAGAAGUAUAUGAUGGUUGAACAGGUGAUGGUUGAUGCCACCAACCAGGUAGGCAUUGACAUCAAUUUAGCAGUUAGCCAUGAGUGGCUCUUUGCUCCUUUGCAAUUUGUUGCAGGUUUAGGACCUAGAAAAGCAGCUUCAUUGCAGAGGGCAUUAGUAAGAGCUGGUGCAAUUUUCAGUCGAAAAGAGUUGACUCUUAAUGGGCUUAAAAAGAAGGUAUUCAUCAAUGCUGUUGGGUUUUUACGUGUGCAUCGGAGUGGGCUUGCGAGUAAUAGCAGCCACAUUAUACAUCUGUUGGAUGAUACGAGAAUUCAUCCGGAGUCGUAUGAAAUUGCAACAGAAAUGGCAAAGGAGGUUUAUAAACAUGAGGUGGAAGUAGAUGAUGAAUCGAAUGAUUUAGAUGAGGAUGUGCAGGAAAUGGCGAUUGAGCAUGUCAGAGAGAACCCAAAGGUGCUGAAAACCCUUGAUCUUGAGGAAUAUGCUACAUCCAAGGAAUUAACUGAUAAGCUCCAAACUCUAAAUGAUAUAAAGAUGGAACUGUUGCAUGGGUUCCAAGACUGGCGCAAUCCUUACCAAGAACCUAGUCAGGAUGAGGAAUUCUAUAUUAUUUCUGGUGAAACUGAGGAAACCCUUGCUGAGGGCCGUCUUGUGCAGGCAACGGUUAGCAGGGUACAAGCACAACGCGCAUUCUGUGUGCUUGAAUCUGGUUUGAGUGGGAUGCUUCAUAGGGAGGACUUUUCAGAUGAUCCAAUUGUUAAUCUAACUGAGCAUCUGAAUGAGGGAGAAAUACUAACUUGCAAGAUUAGAAGUAUUCAAAAGCACAAGUACCAGGUGUUUCUGACUUGCAAAGAGAGGGAGUUAAGAAGUAAUUCAUAUCAAAGUUCUCGUAGCCGUGAUCCCUACUACCGGGAAGACCCAAGCAGUUUACAGAGUGAGCAGGAGAAAGCUCGUAAGGAGGAGUUAGCAAAGAAGCAUUUCAAGCCGAGAAUGAUUGUUCAUCCCCGUUUCCAGAAUAUUACUGCCGAUGAGGCCAUGGAGUUCCUUUCCGACAAGGAUGUUGGUGAAGCUAUUAUCCGUCCCAGUUCUAGAGGGCCAUCUUUUCUUACUUUAACGUUGAAGAUAUAUGACGGAGUUUAUGCUCAUAAAGAUAUAGUUGAAGGUGGGAAAGAACACAAGGAUAUCACAAGCUUGCUUCGUCUGGGGAAAACCUUAAAAAUAGGUCAUGACACUUUUGAGGAUUUAGAUGAGGUUAUGGAUCGUUAUGUUGAUCCACUGGUAACACACUUGAAGGCUAUGCUUAGUUACCGCAAAUUCAAGAAGGGGUCAAAGGCAGAGAUUGAUGACCUCUUAAGAAUUGAGAAAUCAGAACAUCCAAUGAGGAUUGUUUACUGUUUUGGCAUUUGUCAUGAGCAUCCUGGUACUUUCAUUUUGUCCUAUAUACGAAGCACAAAUCCUCAUCACGAGUACAUUGGGCUGUAUCCCAAGGGAUUCAGGUUUCGACAAAAAGAUUUUGAGGACAUAGACCGCCUUGUGGCAUAUUUCCAAAGACACAUUGAUGAUCCCCCUCCGGGUUCGACGCCUUCAAUUCGAUCAGUUGCCGCUAUGGUACCAAUGAAGAGCCCUGCAACUGGAGGUUCCUCUGGAGGGGUGUCUGUAGGCAGUGGAUGGGGGGGUUCGCAAGCUAGCAAUGACGGUGGUUGGAGAGGUCAUUCAUAUUCAGACAGAGAGAGAUCUUCCACACCAGGUUCGAGAACAGGUAGAAAUGAUUACAGAAAUGGUGGUGAUCGACAUGGACAUCCAAGUGGGGUGCCUAGGCCCUAUGGCGGACGUGGACGGGGCCGUGGCUCAUACAAUGGAAGAGGAAACGACAGUAGCAAUGAAAGAUUAGAUUCUAGUUAUGGUUCUUCCAGAUGGGGCUCAGGUUCCAAGGAUGGGGAUGAUGGCUGGAACAAUUUUCCUGGUGCGAAAGUUCAAAAUUCUCCCGGCAGAGAAGCCUUUCCUGGGGGUUGGGGUGGUGGUGGUGGUGGUAGCGCUGGUGGUGAUGGUACUGUGGAUCCUGGAUCUGAUGUCAGAAAUUCGGGAUGGGGUGAUGGUCCUAAGAAAAGUGGUUCAGCUCAACCGGCAGCAAAUGGUUGGUCUGGAAGUAGCGCUGGGGGAUGGACUGGUGGCGGUGGCGGUGGCAGUGGUUGGUGAACCCAUUGUAGUUAGGCCUUGAAGUGAUGAUUCCUUUCAGUUACGGAGUAGCAGACAGGGAAAGCUGUGCCAUAUUUUUUUCUCAGUAGGUGAAUCAAUGUUUUCUGCCCUUGGUUGAAGUCACUGUCUUCAAUUAAGUUAUUUAGUCAUUAAUCAAUGUUGAAAAUGGUCUCGCCUGUGAGUUUUGCCUAUGCUUAUUGUGUAUGUACUGUAUGAUUAAAGAGAGGGUAAGAGCAGUUCCAUCAAAAA
This is a messenger RNA of Macadamia integrifolia, 5545 nucleotides long. Its product is annotated as transcription elongation factor SPT6 homolog. Gene Ontology annotation, molecular function: nucleic acid binding; nucleosome binding; histone binding. Gene Ontology annotation, biological process: nucleosome organization; mRNA transcription by RNA polymerase II; transcription elongation-coupled chromatin remodeling. NCBI's taxonomy places the organism in Eukaryota, Viridiplantae, Streptophyta, Magnoliopsida, Proteales, Proteaceae. The record is from RefSeq and is a predicted model, not a curated record. The transcript has 17 exons. Bases 263 to 5296 code for a protein of 1677 amino acids. Gene Ontology annotation, cellular component: transcription elongation factor complex.